Molecule: messenger RNA, 2364 nt
Organism: Chionomys nivalis (European snow vole)
Lineage: Eukaryota; Metazoa; Chordata; Mammalia; Rodentia; Cricetidae
Gene: Tada2a
Product: transcriptional adaptor 2A
Exons: 16
Coding region: 171-1502 (443 amino acids)
Biological process (GO): regulation of transcription by RNA polymerase II; chromatin remodeling
Cellular component (GO): nucleus; SAGA-type complex
Molecular function (GO): chromatin binding; transcription coactivator activity; zinc ion binding
Source: RefSeq, a predicted model, not a curated record
CGCAGGCCGGGGGGCGCGCACGUAAGAGAGCCUGGCCCUCACGCGCGGCGGGAGGCUCUUCGGCGCGGAGGUGCGAGACCUAGCGAGGCGAUUGUCCAUUUUGGGCUACUUCUGAAAUCUUGAAGAAGCUCCAUAUCAAGGAAGAUCCAGCAGUCACUGUCAUCUAGAGAAUGGACCGUUUGGGUUCCUUUAGCAAUGAUCCAUCUGAUAAGCCCCCUUGCAGAGGCUGCUCCUCCUACCUCAUGGAACCUUACAUUAAGUGUGCUGAAUGUGGACCUCCUCCUUUCUUCCUGUGUUUGCAGUGUUUCACUCGAGGAUUUGAGUACAAGAAACAUCAGAGUGAUCAUACUUACGAAAUCAUGACCUCAGACUUUCCUGUUCUAGAUCCCAGCUGGACUGCUCAAGAAGAAAUGGCCCUUUUAGAAGCUGUAAUGGACUGUGGCUUUGGAAAUUGGCAGGAUGUAGCUAAUCAGAUGUGUACCAAAACCAAGGAGGAAUGUGAGAAGCACUACAUGAAGCAUUUCAUCAAUAACCCUCUGUUUGCAUCCACCUUGCUGAACCUGAAGCAAGCUGAGGCAGCCAGAACUGCUGACACAGCCAUUCCGUUUCACUCUGCAGAUGACCCUCCCCGGCCUGCCUUUGACUCUUUGCUGUCUCGGGACAUGGCAGGAUACAUGCCAGCUCGGGCAGAUUUCAUUGAGGAAUUUGACAAUUAUGCAGAAUGGGACUUAAGAGACAUUGAUUUUGUUGAAGACGACUCAGACAUCUUACAUGCUCUGAAGAUGGCUGUGGUGGAUAUCUAUCAUUCCAGGUUAAAAGAGAGGCAAAGACGAAAAAAGAUUAUAAGAGAUCAUGGAUUAGUCAAUCUUAGAAAGUUCCGAUUAAUGGAGCGGCGGUAUCCCAAGGAGGUCCAAGACCUUUAUGAAACAAUGAGGCGAUUUGCAAGGAUUGUGGGACCAGUGGAACAUGACAAGUUCAUUGAAAGCCAUGCAUUAGAAUUUGAACUCCGGAGGGAAAUCAAGAGACUCCAAGAAUAUAGGACAGCAGGCAUUACUAAUUUUUGUAGUGCCAGGACAUACGAUCACCUGAAGAAGACUAGAGAGGAGGAGCGCCUUAAACGUACCAUGCUCUCAGAAGUUCUCCAGUACAUCCAGGACAGCAGCGCAUGUCAGCAGUGGCUCCGCCGGCAGGCUGACAUUGAUUCUGGGCUGAGUCCUUCUGUUCUGAUGGCUUCAAACUCAGGAAGACGAUGUGCACCACCCUUGAACCUCACCGGCCUCCCUGGUACAGAGAAACUCAAUGAAAAAGAAAAGGAGCUCUGUCAGGUGGUGAGGCUGGUACCUGGAGCCUAUUUAGAGUAUAAGUCUGCUCUGUUGAAUGAGUGUAACAAGCAAGGAGGCUUGAGACUGGCACAGGCACGAGCACUCAUCAAGAUAGAUGUGAACAAAACCCGGAAAAUCUAUGACUUCCUCAUCCGAGAAGGAUACAUCACUAAAGCCUGAGUCUCGAAGUUUGGAACGUGGCGGGUCACAGGACAGUGUACACAUUCUGGAGACUUGUGUUUGAGUUGGAUUCUUAUUGUGAAAAGAAGGAAGACACAGGGACUCCAAGUGCGUCGAUUUCUUUCUUCUCUGCCCUGCUGUAAAGUGCUCCUGUUGUGGGAUAGUGAUGCAGAGUGUGUGCUUGCCAACUUAUUCUUAAACACGAGUGGGCAUUCAUUCCUAGCACCUCUUGCAACUCAAACAAGAACCAUAGUACCUCACAUCCUGGCUUUGGUGAAAGUAGAACCAAGCCACAGCAUUUCAUCCCAGGGGUCCAGUGCGGAUCCCUUGCACUUGAGAGCGGAGCUCGCUAACUCUGGCUUCCCAUCUUGCAGACAGAUUUUUGUUUUUUUUUUUUUUUUUUUUUUUUUUGGUUUUUCGAGACAGGGUUUCUCUGUGGUUUUGGAGCCUGUCCUGGAACUAGCUCUUGUAGACCAGGCUGGUCUCGAACUCACAGAGAUCCACCUGCCUCUGCCUCCCAAGUGCUGGGAUUAAAGGCGUGCGCCACCAUCGCCCGGCUUUGCAGACAGAUUUUAAAUGAAGAGGAGGGUUUUUAAAGCACAGGAAAGCCUUUUCUUUUUUAAGCUGACAUCUUAGUUUAUGAGCUGAAGAGGUGGAAAAUCUCCCCCAUGAUGGUCUGUCUCAGGCUGCAUUUUUAACUUUAAUGUCUGGCUUUGUACUUUGCAGUCUGGCUGUCUGAUCUGCAGUAGACUCUUGAGGAGGUGGCACCGGAUAUAAAAUGUCUCUGUUAUUUUUAGAAUUAAUGGAUUAAAAUGUUUUGCUAUUUAAUUUGUGGGUGUGUCAGAUAUUCUGGUAACUAAAA